GAUGGGGGGGCUGCCGGCGGGUGCCUAAGCCUGAGGGCGUGUGGGCACCGCCAGAGCUAAGGUCUGACCCGUGAUAUCACUGCAGCGCAACCAGGGCCUGGGCAGGAGGCCUGGGACAUGUGGGGAGCAGACUGUGAACUUCCCUUCCAGCCCCAUAGAUGGUUGUUUCUAGUCUCCCGGGGCCCUUUGGGUGGGGCCCCUUGUUCCUCGAACUGUUCCCGUUUUCCCCUCUGGGUCAAGGGAACUGGCGCGAGGACUCAGAUCCGUUCGCCCUCCAGUGCUACUGGGGGCCUGCAGAACCAAACCGGUCUAGGGAGCCGCCCCAAGAGCCCGGCCUCGCUCAUGGCUCCGGGUUACGGAACUAGAGAGUGAAAGUGGAACUGAGCAGGAAGCAGCCAGCCGGGCUCUGUGCAGAGCCAGACACGCAGAGAGCCAGCGAGGCGGCGGGGGACACCCAGAGACAACCGGAGAAAUUGAAUUAACCGCAGGGUCUGCGCUGGAGUCUGCUCACCAGACUCCUGACCCAGUGGAUCUCCCCAAGCCUGCGGGAUCAGGGGGAUGGAGCAACUCCGGGAGGACGUCACCUGCUCCAUCUGCUUGAACGUGUUCAGCGACCCCGUCUCCAUUGAGUGUGGCCACAACUUCUGCCGGGGCUGCCUCUUGACUCACUGGAGCGAGGGCUCAGUCCAGGGGCACCUCUGCCCGGAGUGCCGGGCUCCCUUCUCCAGGGACAGGAUGAUCCCAGACACACGUGUCAAAAACCUGGUGGAGAAAAUCACCAAGCCUCAGCAGGAAGAGCCGGAGCCGCAGGGGCCGGGGGCUCAGCCGGAGCCGGGGGGCCCGGUGCAGCUGGUGCGUCUGGACGAGGAAGAGAAUCUGAUCCUGGACGAGGAGGCCCUGAGACGCUGCCUGGAGCAGGGUGGGGUGGGGAACUCCCCCGUCUGUGUGGUGUCCAUUGUCGGGGAGCAGCGCUGCGGCAAAUCCUUCCUGAUGAACUACCUGCUGCGCCGGCUCCGGAGCCUGGACGCGAGGGACGGGUCGUGGAUGGGCCGGGAGGACGAGAUCCUGGAGGGGUUCGAGUGGCGCGCGGAUGAGGAGCGAGUCACCAACGGGGUGUGGGCGUGGAGUCAGCCGAUCUGGGUCCCCACCCAGGGCAGGAAGGUGGCCGUGCUGCUGGUGGACACCGAGGGCUCCAUGGACAUUGCAAUAGAGAAGGAGACCAGCAUCAAACUCUCCGCCUUCUCCAUGCUGCUCAGCUCCUACCAGAUACUGAAUAUUUCGAAUAAAGUGAACGACACGGAUCUUGAAUACCUGGAGAUGUUUGUGCGUGUGGCCGAAGAGGUGGGAAAAGCGUACAGACUGGAGCCCAUUCAGCAUCUAGACCUGCUGGUGCGGGAUUGGAGCAGCUCCCUGGUCCUUGGAACGGACGGUGGGAAGCAGCAUCUGAAACACGUCCGAAAGAAGCUGGAGGCGAGGUCCCCUUGCAAACACCCCAAGGCCCUGGAAGCGCUGAAGAGAAGCAGCAGCCGCUGUUACCUGAUGCCCUUCCCUGGCAAGCGGAUCACGAGGGGGAGCGAGGGAAGGCUGAGAGACAUGGAUGAGGAUUUCCGGGAGAGCCUGAGGGACUACGUCACCGCCCUGGUGAGCACGGCAGGUCAACAUGUCCGGCUGGACCAGCAUGGGGAGAUGCUCACUGGGACACAGCUUGCUGCCAAGAUAAAGAAUUUAUCUGAUGUGAUGAAGAACCAUCGCUCCGGCUUCUCCUCUCCCUGUCAGAUGGCCAUCACCUUCCACAACCAGAGAGUCCUGGACAGGGCCAGCGCAGACCAUGCUGUGUUUCUGAAGGAGAAGGACAGCCUGUCCCUGCGCAUGGUCGACUGUCUGACGGUGGAUCCGAGCGCAAUGGCGGAGCAGUUCAAGGAGCAGCGCAGGUCACUGCUGGAGCGGUGCCGGGAGGAGCUGAAGGAGCCGGAGGAGGCCCUGCUGACGGGGCUAGAGGCUGAGCUGACUCGGGAGGCCGAGACCUUCCUGGAGACCUACCGAAAGCGCUAUCAAUCUCACACCACCAACCAGAGAGCCCUGGCCAGGGCCCGCGCAGCCCACACUCAGUUUCUGCAGGAGAAGGACACCGACUCCAGGAACCCACUUAAAUGCCUGAAGGUGAGGCCAGGCAAGAUGGCCGAGCAGUUCACAGAGUGGCGUGGGGACUUGCUGGGGCGGUUCUGGACAGACAUGCUGCUGAGGGAAGAGGCCCUGGGGAUGGAGCUGGAGGUGGAGCUGAGGCAGAAUAAAGAGGCCCUGCUGACGGAGCUGGAGAAGGAGCUGAUGCAGGAGAAAGAGGCCCUGCUGAAGGAGCUGGAGGAGGAGCUGAUGCAGGAGGCCGAGACCUUCCUGGAGACCUACAGGAAGCGCUUCAAGAUAUUUGCCAUUUCAGUGGGCGUUGCCGUGGGGGGGGUGGUCCUGGCACCAGUGGGUGGAGGUGCUGCUGCAGGAAUUGCCGCUGGUGCAAUUGCUGCUGAAGCUGCGGCGCUCGGCAUAGCUGGGGCGGUUGGCAUUGGUGUUGGGACGGGUGCUGUGGCUGGGGCAUGCGUGGGUGGAGGCGUGGGAUGGGGAGUUGGUAAGAAGAUGGCCCAGAACAAUACGAACCGGGCUGAGGGCAUCGCCAGCCAAGGGGAGGAGGAGGACAGCACUGAGGAGCUGUCUGAUAUGGCCCCCCUGAUCUGAACAGCGCCCCCCCCGACCCAAUCUGGGGGUGAUGAAUGCGGUGACAGGGCUGUAGCGUGGCCCAGACAUGUCAACCACAAACCACUCCACAGCGGGGCAGCCGUCGCCCACAGAUUCUAAGAAGGGACUUUGGUCCAACCCGCUCCUGAAAACCUCCAAUGACUGUGUGACACCCAGGCCCAUCGCUGGCGGCGGGUUCAGUGCCCUGUGUCAGCAACUCCUAACAGGCCGGACAAACUCGCUGCACCUAACACACCGCUGUCAUGGUAUUUAGCCACAAAUAGUGUCUUGUAAUGCAUCGAAUGCAUCCCAGGAGCACACGGUAUUGAUAUCUGUGUGAAAUGUAGGCCCUGUCAUGAGGUGAGGAGCUACGCGUACAUGUGCAUAUGGAAAACACGUUUUCAAGUCUGAAUAAAGGCAGGGUCAGCAGACAAGUU
This is a messenger RNA of Chelonia mydas (Green sea turtle), 3161 nucleotides long. RefSeq names its product RING finger protein 112. Bases 559 to 2724 code for a protein of 721 amino acids. The transcript has 14 exons. The record is from RefSeq and is a predicted model, not a curated record. Gene Ontology annotation, molecular function: GTPase activity; GTP binding. Gene Ontology annotation, biological process: endoplasmic reticulum organization; protein homooligomerization. Lineage: Eukaryota; Metazoa; Chordata; Testudines; Cheloniidae.